GAUGAUCUUUUGGAUAACAACAUCUUCAGAGAUCCCUCUGACAUUGUGGACGAGAUUGAGCUGACGUAUCAGAGUGAGAGGAAUUCUUCACUGCUGGACGCCAAUGGUUCAAUCAAUUCCCAGCCGAACCAAAAGCGUCUGGAGAUCGAGGAGCUUACUCUUCAGACACCAACAAAUGGAACCACAUUGGUUCACAACUUAUCUGUAGAUAUAUAUGACAAGGAUCACCUACUGAUUAUGGGUCCUAGUGGGAGUGGUAAAACUUCGCUGCUAAGAGCAAUGGCUGGUCUUUGGAGGUCAGGGAAAGGAAAAAUCACGUUCUACCUCGAUUCUGGGGAUGGUUUCACACAGGAGACUCAGGAAAAUUCAGGGGAAAGAAAUUCGGGAGACGUAUUGUUCCUUCCACAAAGACCUUAUAUGGUUCUGGGAACUCUGCGUCAGCAAUUGCUUUAUCCUGCCUGGAGUGCAACUGUGGAGGAGGAGGCGACACCUGGUGGCAGUAAAAUAGACGGUUCAACACCUCUCUUGAUUAGAGACGACGGAAAUGACAAGUGUAAUAAGCCGACAACAGAUGAUCUGAUGCGGACUCUAGAGAAGGUUUGUCUUGGACAUAUAGCGGAUCGCUUUGGUGGUCUUGAUUCGAUACACGAGUGGUCCAGUGUUCUCUCACUUGGUGAGCAGCAGCGCCUUGCCUUUGCACGGUUAUUGCUGGCUCAGCCAAAGCUGGCCCUCCUGGAUGAAUCCACUAGUGCUUUGGAUGAAGCUAAUGAGGCGCUUCUGUACCAGCAAAUCCAGUCGGCCGACAUUACAUAUAUAAGCAUUGGCCACCGCCGGACUUUAACCAAAUUCCAUAACAAGAUCUUACGAAUCUCAACGGCAGACCCGAAGAGCAAGGAACGCAACUGGCAAAUAGAGGACGCGGAUGCCAAAGAUUCUUUGUACGGUCCACUGAGUCAAUAGGAGGUGCCAAGUGAAAGCCGAUCAAAACCUGAUUGAUUACAUAGAGACAGAAGAAGGUAAAACGCAACCGGGUGUGUUCAUGGGGUGCAGAUGAUAGGAAACAGGCCCGUUCUUGAAACAUAAAAAGAAUUAUGUUUGGUAUCCGAAAAACAAGCUUUUUGUA
Molecule: messenger RNA, 1123 nt
Organism: Camelina sativa (false flax)
Lineage: Eukaryota; Viridiplantae; Streptophyta; Magnoliopsida; Brassicales; Brassicaceae
Source: RefSeq, a predicted model, not a curated record